Messenger RNA from Branchiostoma belcheri (Belcher's lancelet), 1919 nucleotides. Its product is annotated as agrin-like. Lineage: Eukaryota; Metazoa; Chordata; Leptocardii; Amphioxiformes; Branchiostomatidae. The transcript is spliced from 10 exons. The record is from RefSeq and is a predicted model, not a curated record. Gene Ontology annotation, molecular function: protein binding. The coding region runs from base 62 to 1558 and encodes 498 amino acids. Gene Ontology annotation, biological process: multicellular organism development; cell differentiation.
UUUCGAGAUAAGCAACCCUGCCUGUGCGUGAUGUUACAGUCACACACCGUCUAAAUAAAACAUGGUGCCGACAACACUGGUGCUCGUGUUCUGGGUUUUACUGGGAGCCUGCCAGUCCGGUCCGGCAUUCCGGAGUGAGGCCGGAUGUUCUGUUCACCCGUGCCCGUGGUCUGAUUCUCCGGUGUGCGCCUCUGACGGCCAGACUUACCAGAACCAGUGUACUCUGGACAACUAUAUCUGCAUAGCAUCACAGGAAGGAAAACAACUCUACAAGGUCCACGAUGGCUCGUGCAGCAGUGUCUCGGGCAGUGUUGCGCCUUCCCCCGACUGUGAGGUCCACCCCUGCCCGCUACCCCCGCACGGCGAGGGCCAGGUCUGCGCCAGUGACGGACAGACCUACCAGAGUGACUGUGAGCUGGACGUGUCUGCCUGUCUAAUGGCACAGGAAGGCAAAGAAGCGCCAGUCAAGGUGCACGACGGCCCGUGCGUGAGCGACAUCUUGCAGAAAAGACUGGUAUCGCCGGACUGUGAGGUGCACCCCUGCCCCCCGCCGCUGCCGGAUGGACAGGUGUGCGCCAGCGACGGGCAGACGUACCAGAGUGACUGUGUUCUCGAGGUCUCUGCGUGUCUCAUGGUGCAGAACGGCCAAGAGGCACCUCUGAAAGUCCACAACGGAUCGUGUGACGACUGUGACGUCCCUCCCUGUCCCCUGCCGCUCCCGGAGGAGGUCAUCUGCGCCAGUGACGGCGUGACGUACCAGAGCAACUGUAUUCUGCAGGUGGCUGCUUGUCGUUUGGCACUGAAAGGCCAAGAGGCACCUCUGAAGCUUCACGAUGGGCCGUGUGAAAGCGCCACUCAGCAUGUUGAGUUCCAACUGCAGGCGUCCCCAGAUUGUCUGGUCCACCCUUGCCCGAUAGAGCCACACGCCGAGAUAUGCGCCAGCGACGGACAAACCUACCAGAGCGACUGUGUGUUUGAGGUCUCCAGCUGUCUCAUGGCGCAACACGGAGAGGAAGCUCCUCUGAAGGUCCACGACGGACCAUGUGAGAGCGCCAUCAUCCCGCCAGAAGCGCAGCCCCAUCCCGACUGCCUGGUGCACCCCUGUCCUGGGACCAUUGAUGACGAACGGGUCUGUGCCAGCGAUGGGAAGACGUACCAUAGUGACUGCGACCUGGAUGUUACCGUAUGUGUAAUGGCGAUGCAAGGAGAAGAGGCGCCCAUCAAGGUUCACGACGGACCGUGCGAAAGCGCCACUCCAAGGCAGUGGAUAGGAGUCGAACUGCGCCUUGCUGCCAAGCUGGUGGACUCGGCCGUGCAGGGAGAUGGCAUUGACUACUGCGACCCUGAUUACGUCUGUUCUAAGGAGUUCAACCCGAUAUGUGGAGUAGAUGGCAAUACGUACGGGAACAGGUGUUUCUUUGAGAAGGCCCGGUGUUUCUGGGCUCUAGCCGGGAUGAACCUGUACGCGGUGGGGGAGGAGGGGUGGACCUGCGCCGAGCUCGCACAGAUGUGGGCAACGGGAGCUCCGAUCACCGGCUAUGCGCUAGCGCUAGACUAGUCUAGUCUUCACCCACGCGGGCUGAGAAAUAGAAAUUUAGCCUACUAAUGAGAAUAAGUUGCAUGGGAUUUUGGUUAGAGAUUCUUUACUUGGGGAUCUUUCUUGGUCAAUACUUAACCCUACUUUUACGAAUUCUAAUAUCCAUUUUGCAAUCGCUUUUCUCAGCCUGGCAGAUAUAGUUAUCGCGAUCGAUCGUCAGCCAUUUUUUCUCCCGGACGGUCCCCUUGGAGCGAUGUACUUCGGUUGGUGCAUCACGUAUGAAUACAUGGCCAGGGCAAAUGUGGUAUCGUUGUAAAUUAAAAAUAAAGAAUAGAAAAUAAGCCUUCCAGUGAUGUAUAAUAAAAUGCAAUAACUGUACGUA